UUUUUAUCAUUGUUUUUAUAUCAGCAAUUUUAAGGUGUACUUAGGUGUACUUUACGAGUCUUAUUUAAAUAAUAAUUACUAAAUAAUUCAUUUCAACUACAUACUACGUUUUGAUUUUAUUCAAGUGUCGCGAUGCAUCUCACAUUCUGAAAAAUGUGAACGCUGAAUUAUUUCUUUAUUUAAUCCGUUAAAACGCGAUGUACUUUCCUGCUCACAGCCCUGCUUCUUUUUAUAUUCCAUCAAUGAAUGAUGUUUCUCCAUCAUCUAGCAGCUUCAACGGUUUUAGUGGAGCUGCAGUUCCGGUCCGCAUUCCAAGUCCUACGUUGAACGAAGCGACACCUCCGGUGGUUGAAAACUGGUGUUACACUCAGCUUAAAGUUUCGAAAUUCAGUUACAUGUGGACGAUAAACAAUUUCAGCUUUUGUCGCGAAGAAAUGGGCGAAGUUUUAAAAUCAUCGGUCUUUUCGGCUGGCACUAACGAUAAAUUGAAAUGGUGUUUGCGAGUGAACCCUAAAGGUUUAGACGAAGAAAGUAAAGAUUACAUCUCGCUGUAUUUAUUGCUAGUCGCUUCAAACAAGUCUGAAAUCAGAGCCAAGUUUAAAUUCUCGAUAUUAAACGCUAGACGCGAAGAAACGAAAGCUAUGGAAAGUCAAAGAGCUUAUAGAUUUGUGCAAGGCAAAGAUUGGGGUUUCAAGAAGUUCAUUAGGCGCGAUUUCUUGCUCGACGAAUCCAACGGUCUACUGCCGGAUGAUAAACUGACAAUCUUUUGCGAAGUUAGUGUGUUAGCUGAUUGCGUUAAUGUUUCUGGUCAAACGAAUUCCGUUCAGUUUAGAGUGCCUAAAUGUAAACUUUCACAAGACCUCGGUGUGCUGUUAGAAGAUCAAAAAUUAACCGAUGUCGUAUUAUCUGUCGGUGGCAAAGAAUUUCGCGCUCAUAAAGCCAUUUUAGCAGCCCGAAGUCCCGUAUUUGCUGCCAUGUUUGAACAUAAUAUGAAAGAAAAACGCUUAAACAAAGUGGUCAUUACGGAUGUAACUGACGAAGUACUCAGAGAAAUGCUACGUUUCAUUUAUACCGGCAAGGUUCAAAAUUUAGCCACGAUGGCCGACAGUUUACUGGCGGCCGCCGAUAAAUACGAUUUGGAAAGAUUAAAGGUUAUGUGUGAAGAAGCUCUAUGUGGCAGUAUGACAACAGACAAUGCUGCCAAUAUCCUCAUUUUAGCCGAUUUGCAUAACGCCGAGCAACUCAAAGCUCAAACUAUCGAAUAUAUCAAUUCUCACGCUUCCGAGGUGAUAGAUACGGCAUCGUGGAAGGUGUUGAUACAAUCGCAUCCUUAUCUAAUCGCCGAGGUGUUCCGGGCUAUGGCUCUACAACAAGCGCCGUCGUCCGGCAUGGCGAAAAAAAGAUUGAAAUUGAAUUAAUAUUCGUCGAUUGAGCUAAUCUACUCCUUUCAAGCAUUUUUUCAACGAUCUCAAAUAUACUCCCACCGUAUUUCAUGGUGUAACCGAAAAUACCUGAUUAUUUUACUAAUUUGUGUAAUUAUUUAUUAAUUACGGUUUCGAUACUGUUGUUAUACGUUUACGAUGUUUUUUUCAAACGUAGAAUUGAACCUUUUUUCAAUCAUUUGGAAAAAAAUGUCGAAAUUAACGCUUUUACUUUUUUUUAAAGUCUACGACUUAGUAUUACCUAUAUCUUAAUUUUUUUCUUCCCAAAUUCGCGGUUUUAGGAUGGAAAAUAUUGAAGAUGUAUGUAUUUUUUUAUUAUUUAUUAUUAGCAUCAUUACCGAACUCCUGAGGAUUUUAUCAUUGACUGCAGACGGAUAAAUCGAAUCGCAUAAUAUUUUUUAAAAAUUCAUCAUAGUUGUAGGUAUUUCUAUUAUAAUUGUUGAUCCUUCUCGUUUAAUGUCUGAAGUAAAAAUUCUGCCGGAUUUUAAACUACCUACGAGUGAAUAAAAUAAAAUUUUUUAUUUUAUAUUCUGAUUUGUUUUAUUAUUUAUCUUCUGAUCUCAAGACCUAAAACAAUUUUCGAAGUGAUUUGGCUUACUUGUUGCUUCGAUUAACAAUUGAGUGGAAUUUUCCAAUUAGCAUUUAGGUACAAGGAAACAAGUAGAAAAAUAGAAAUUUUUGGAAUUCGAACAAAUCACUGUUUCUAGGCUCAAAUCAAUCCAAAAUCCGAAUUUCCCACUUUCGAGCUAUGAAACGGCUCCAGAACGGCUAUAGGAACUGUGGAAUUCGGAUUUGGGGAGCAGCUCGCCUGGAAAUUGGCACAGGUGUGGAUAAAAUCGUAGAACAAGUCGAGUAUAAUCCACAACUCGAUUUUUAGCCGUCCAAAUUAAUUUCCACAUCUUUUGGAAAAUUUCAAUAAUUUGGAUUAAUCGCUGCGUUGGAGGCUUCAAAUUCGGAUUCGAGGGGUUGAUAGUAGUUUCAGGACUAAUUUUCAUCGUUUUAUGUGAAUAAAUUUCCAUUUUUUUUCAAGCAUAAAUCGCUUGAAUUAGUAUCGUUUUGGGUUUUUUAAAAAUUGACAAAAAUUCAACUCGAGUAGCUGAAAUUUUGAUUAUGAGGGUUUCAGGUCCCGUACAAAUCGUAGGCAGACGCCUCGAGAGGUUCUCUUGUAAGAAAAAAGUAGUGUUUUGUAGCUAUGGUUAAAUGGUUUCUAUAUUUGCGCUCUCAAUCCUUCCAAAUUUCAGAAGGCUGCAGUUAGGCAUGUGCAAUUGUGCAUGCAGAGGAUAAAUAUUUACCCUAUGAACUUCUUUUUUUAAAAAUGAAAACCUUUAUUGUUGUUAAAAUGAUGAAAAAUUGAUAAGAAUGAUGUCUUCGGAAAUCUUCAGUACAAAUUUCAACUUUCACUCUUCGCAUUGUUUGUGGAAGGCGUCUUGACGAGUCUUGCCUGAAAUCCUUAGGUUAAAAUAUGAUGAAAUGCGUAGGAAACAUUACACGACUCGUUUCUCACAGUGGUAGGUAGUUGCUCUAUUCAAUAUCGAGUGUUUACGUACUUUUGGAUGACGAGAAUACAAAAGUAUAUUUCAUUUCAUGUUUUCAGAUUGCCUUUUAUCGUAGUAUUUUUGCUUGUGUUUUUAGUGACUUUACCACACAUUGUUUAUUGACGUGCGAAUUUUACGUUUAAUUAUUUUAAAAGUUUAAUAAAGUUGCAAUUCUCCAUUCAUUAAAGGAUUUCGUCGUAAAAUUGAGG
Messenger RNA from Planococcus citri (citrus mealybug), 3186 nucleotides. RefSeq names its product speckle-type POZ protein B-like. Gene Ontology annotation, cellular component: cytoplasm; nucleus. Gene Ontology annotation, molecular function: ubiquitin protein ligase binding. The record is from RefSeq and is a predicted model, not a curated record. The transcript has 2 exons. The coding region runs from base 198 to 1418 and encodes 406 amino acids. Gene Ontology annotation, biological process: regulation of proteolysis; proteasome-mediated ubiquitin-dependent protein catabolic process. Lineage: Eukaryota; Metazoa; Arthropoda; Insecta; Hemiptera; Pseudococcidae.